This is a messenger RNA of Serpula lacrymans var. lacrymans S7.9, 2194 nucleotides long. RefSeq lists its product as uncharacterized. Gene Ontology annotation, biological process: ribosomal small subunit biogenesis. The transcript has 11 exons. Lineage: Eukaryota; Fungi; Basidiomycota; Agaricomycetes; Boletales; Serpulaceae. Gene Ontology annotation, cellular component: nucleolus. Bases 85 to 1869 code for a protein of 594 amino acids. The record is from RefSeq and is a predicted model, not a curated record. Gene Ontology annotation, molecular function: protein binding; RNA binding.
UCGGGAAGUGGAGCGAAUUCGGAGAGAGAAGAAGAGGAAGAGUGGGCAGGAUUUGGCCAAGGCUCAUCUUCAGAUGACGUUGAUAUGGUGGAAGCAACGACCAAUGUCCCUCCAACAUCGACAGAGGCCGAGCCUGUCACGUCUGGAACGCGCUACGUUCCACCCCACCUACGUAAGCAAGCUGGGAACGGUGAAAAGAGCUCAGAAGAGCAACUAAAACUCACGCGACAAAUGAAGGGUCUGUUGAAUCGCAUGAGCGAGCAAAACAUGUCGAGCAUACUUGAUGGUGUAGAGGAGCUAUAUCGUAAACAUCGACGAUAUGAUGUGACUUCUACGGUGACAACACUACUCAUCGAUGGAAUAUCGUCACAUUCUAUGCUUCUGGACUCAUACGUUGUCCUUCAUGCGGCAUUUGUAUCCAGCCUUCAUAAACUGAUUGGACUUGAAUUUGCGGCCUACUUCGUACAGAAUGUCGUGGCAACCUAUGAACGCCAUUUCACUCAACUGGAGGAACAGAUACCCAACGCAGACUCUGUGGAACCGCAGGAUGAUCGUGGAAAGGAAUGCUCCAACUUGAUUGUACUUCUUUCCGAGUUGUACAACUUCCAGGUGGUCUCGUGUAUCCUCGUGUAUGAUUUGAUUCGUCAGUUGUUGGCCAAGGAGUUAUCAGAGUUCAACGUGGAGCUGUUGCUCAAAAUUCUUCGAAAUUCUGGUCAGCAGCUUCGUCUGGACGACCCUUCUGCACUCAAGGAUAUUAUCACAACGGUACAAACGAGACUAGCAGGUGAUAGUGGUACUCUCAGUUCUCGGACGCGUUUCAUGAUGGAGACGCUUAACAAUCUCAAAAACAAUAAGGUGAAGAAAAGUGCCACGCAGCAUCAGGGAGGAGAUGCUAUGGAAAGGAUGAAGAAAUUUAUAUCUGGUUUGAGCAAAAAACGACAUGUACUAGCUCACGAGCCGCUGCGCGUGUCAUUGCAGGACCUCCAUUCUGCAGAGAGUAAAGGAAAGUGGUGGUUAGUGGGCGCUGCAUGGGGCGGCGAUCCACUUCUCGAUCGUCAAGAGACGAGCGCGAGACAAGAGAAUGAUAAUGUUCAAGAAGAUCUAAAUGAUAUGUCAUUGCUGAAGCUUGCGAAGAAGCAAGGCAUGAACACAGAUAUUCGACGUAGCAUAUUUGUUGUAUUGAUGAGUAGCGACGAUUAUGUUGAUGCUUGCGAGCGGCUAUCGCAGCUGAAUCUGACAGAAGUCCAACAACGGGAAGUCGUCAGAGUGAAUUUGCACUGUUGUGGCAAUGAAAGAAACUAUAAUCCUUAUUACACGCUAGUCUGUCAACAGCUCUGCCGAACCUCACACUCGUACAAGGUGACUCUGCAAUACUGCCUCUGGGACUUUCUGAGAGAUCUUGGCGAAACCAAUGUUGGUGGUGCUGAGGUCAUCAAAAACUUAAAUGAAGAUGCCACUAGUUUCGAUAUCAAGAGUAUCUCUUCCACUAGAAUGGGGAACGUUGCCAAGGCAUAUGCAUGGUGGAUAACGAGAGACUGUUGUUCUUUGACCAUCUUGAAGCCUGUUGACUUUACCGUCCUCAAACCUCAAACGCGCAAAUUUCUGAAGGACUUGUUCACCAAUAUCUUCAUCGCUAGUCAGAUAUCUUCGCCAGUGUUUAGAACAGGCCUCGAACAUCUUCCAACAACACGCAAUCGCGGAGCUCUGGAAGAGAUAUUCAUCAAGACGACGCGACCGGAGAACCUUGGCCUAGGCUUGAUGUACUUCAUGUCGGAAAACUUUCGUGGUGAGGGUGGAUUUCUGAAAUGGGCUAGUGGUGUUGCGCGAGAGACUUUACAAACCGGGAUGGAUAUCGUCCCGAGUCUAUAACAACCGACCACACGAUAUCUACAAAAUUUCCGAAAUAUCACGAGUGUGCUACUGCAUACGAAAUGUGGACUAUAGUUCAGGCUUCUUGAACGCCACGCUGGAGCAUAUGCUCCCACUUUUACCUCCAAAAGUAUAUGUUGGGUGUUGUAUUCGAGAACUUUGCGAAGAGGCAGGUGAAAACGGGUUUGUGGGCAUAACUACCAAUUGACUCACUGGUACUGUAAACCCGUCUUAGGAGUUACAAACUUCGCUGUCAGCUCUUCUUCAGUGAAAUUGCAAGCUUUGUAUUCAGAAUUAGUUAAUAAUCAUCACUUGGCUCAUACUG